ACUUUUUCUGUAUGGAGUUCUCUCUCACUGUCACUCCCCGUUAACCCUAAAUUCCCAAAUUUUCGACUAUGAGAAAGAAGCCGAAGCAGCGCCCUACACCGGUGGAAGAUCCUUCAACUGCUUCCUCCUCCGAACCAGAGGAAGAUGAUGACCGACCGCAUUCUUCUCAACAGCAUGCAGCAGCAGCAGCACAGGUUUCUUCCUCUGAAGAGGAAGACGAUUCUUCAGAAGAAGACGAGAAGCAACGUUCCACUCUCCCUGCUUCUGCAAACCAUUCCUCCAAGCCUCACCCCAAGUCCUCCUCCUCUGAAUCCGAAUCUGACUCCGAACCAGCUCGAGCCAAACCCAAACCCAAGCCCACGGAUCUACCCCAGCCCAAGGUCCAGGCCCAGCGUUCCUCCACGCCGGUGAAGCUGGGAUCCAAGCGCCCGGCCCACGCAACUGAGUCGACUGAGCCGAAACGCACGAAAAAGAAACCAGCUGAGGCUCCUUCUCCUUCCGUUGCUAACGACAAAACGGAGGAGGACGGGACCGGCGGGCAAGCGAAGGUGUUGUUCCAGAGGAUCUGGAGCGCAGAAGACGAGCUCAGCAUUCUAAAGGGCAUACCUGAGUUCAUCUCAAAGACCGGACAAGAGCCUUAUUGGCAUAUCGACGCUUUCCACAACUUCAUUAAGAAGUCACUCCACGUGGAGGUUUCCAGCCAUCAGCUGAAGGAUAAGAUUCGACGGUUGAAGAAGAAGUUCGAGACUUAUGAGGCGAAAAAGAAGAAAGGAAUUCUGCCUCGGUUGAGGUUUCACGACGGGGUCUUGUAUGCACAAUCCAAAAAGAUUUGGGGUGAACGGGCCACCGAACUGGUGGAAAAGCCCAAGCCUCUUGCGAAAACCAAGACUCAAAAGAAGGAAUCAGAAGCCAAGGCUAAAGUUCCGACUCAAAAGAAGGAAUCAGAAGCCAAGACUAAAGUUCCGGGGCAGCCAUCAGCGUCUGAAAGCGGUGACGUUAGUUUGCUUUACAGCAAUAUUUCUUGUUUUAAAGAGCUGGAUGAGGAUGAGAUGAAGAGAGGACUCACUUUGAUUGAAGAAUCCAAGAGGAAGGAAUUAGAGAGAAGAUGGAAAGUGUUGCAAUAUUCUGAGAUGGAACUACUUGUUAAUCGCUCUCUGUUGAUUGGGGAGCAGAUUAAGUUGAUAUCUGAAGCCCUACAGUCAUCCAACAAUUAGGAUUCAUUGUGUUAGGUAUCGUUUAUUGGUCCUUUUGGUACUCUAUAUGUCAUUCCUUUUGUGGAUUAUUGUAAUUUUGGUGUGUGUGGCAUAGGCUUUUUUGCUCAGUGUUGUGAAAACUUUCUGCAAAGCCUCUUUUAAUUAUAGCAACAUGUAGCAACUUUUGUUAACCUGAUGGAGAAUAUGUUCAGUUUGGCAAAACCAUAGCUGUUAAAUUUUGGGUUUGCAAUUUGGUAUGGCAGCAACAUUUAUUCUCAUUCAGGCUUGGAUGGGGAUGAUGGAAUGAAGCGAUUUGUGUUUUUGUGUUGACUGUCUAAUACAAUGUCAUGCAAAUUUGCCUAUGCUCCUUUGGUGCUUAUCCUUCAAAGGUGCAAUUUAUUUUGUUAUGCUCUUUA
Molecule: messenger RNA, 1609 nt
Organism: Vigna radiata var. radiata (mung bean)
Lineage: Eukaryota; Viridiplantae; Streptophyta; Magnoliopsida; Fabales; Fabaceae
Product: STOREKEEPER protein-like
Exons: 1
Coding region: 69-1214 (381 amino acids)
Biological process (GO): regulation of DNA-templated transcription
Cellular component (GO): nucleus
Source: RefSeq, a predicted model, not a curated record